GGACGCUGACGAUAAUUUCCGACAACUAUCGACAAUUUAACUAUCGACAUAUCGACAGAGUAGACGAGGCCUCAAUCUACCAGUAGAGACAUCGCAUCAACACUCGACAUGGCGCAAGAACAGGAUGCAUCAGCCCGACUGGAGCAGCUCAAGGCAGCGGCGACCAAGGCCUACUCGCUCAAGGACUACAACGCUGCCGCCGAGCGAUACGCAGAGGCUUGCGGCGUGCAGGAUGAGGUCAACGGCGAAAUGUCCAUUGAAAACGCCGAUCUGCUCUACCAGUACGGUCGCUGUCUAUACCACCUGGCCGUCGCCAACUCCGACGUGCUAGGCGGGAAAGUCGCCAGCAGUGAGGAGCCAAAGAGGAAGAAGCGCAAAGUGUCCAGCAAGGAGGCAGAAGCCAGCGGCGAAGGAAGCAGCGCCAGUCUGAUCGGGGACGCCAUCAAGAGUGGCGAGCAGAAGCUGGCCGAGGACGCGGUCGAGUCUGUGGUUGAGAGCAAAGACGGAGUCAUCCCGGAAAGCAGCACACAGGGCAUCAAAGAGGCAACGAAACCGGGCAACAGCAGUAAUCCAUUCUUCCAGAUCUCUGGCGACGAUAACUUUACAGACAGUGAAGACGACGGGGAAGAUGCUGAAGGCGGAGAAGGCGACGAGGAAGAAGAAGAUGACUUUGCCAUCGCCUACGAAGUUCUGGACAUGGCGCGCAUUCUGCUCACACGGAAACUGGAGUCGCUAUCAGACAGCAAGAGUAAAUCGACCGAAGAGAAUCCAGAAGCUCGUCAAAUUAAGGAGCGGCUUGCAGACGCUCAUGACUUACAGGGUGAGAUCGCGUUGGAGAACGAACGCUUCGCUGAUGCCAUCAACGACACGCGCGAUUCGCUGGCAUUGAAGAUGCAGCUCUACCCGGUGGAUAACUCUCUGAUUGCCGAAGCCCACUUCAAGCUCUCUCUAGCACUGGAAUUUGCCUCGGUGACAUCCACACAAGAAGACGCCAAUGGCGAGAACAAGGUCGCACAAAUUGACGAGGAAAUGCGAGCGCAAGCAGCGAAUGAAAUGGAACUCGCCAUUGCUUCUUGCCGUGCACGGAUCGCCAAGGAAGAAGCAAGUCUGGUCUCUCUCGAUGAGGUCAAAGCAACAGAGUUGAGGAGGAGCCUCGCGGAUGUGAAGGAAAUGGUAGGAGAGAUGGAGACCCGCCUUGAAGAUCUUCGCAAACCUGCUACUUCACUCUCAGCCAUGCAGAAUCUUGGUCCUGCUGGCGCGCCGGGUGCCGAAGAAGCGGCUAUGAGAGGUAUACUAGGUUCAUUGCUGGGUGAGAGCAAGAGCGAACAGGAGAAGCGCAUACAAGAGGCCACGGCAAAGGCCAACGAUCUGUCUGGCAUGGUCAAGAAGAAGAAGCCGAAGACGUCACCUGGGCCCGCAUCCGCACCACAGCAGGAACAGAGCGUCGUCGUUGAGGGUAAUGGAAAGAGAAAGGCCGAGGAAGAAGGCACGAGCACUUCUAACGGCACGGGAAAGAAGGUCAAAUUCGCCGAAGACACGAAUGGUGAUGAGGCUUGAGCAAAUCUACAGCUUGUACUAAAAUUAUCAUUUUAGCGAUUUGUGUACUUAUGAAUACCCUUGGAUCGAUUAUAUCAAUCAGCGAUUGCC
Messenger RNA from Sphaerulina musiva SO2202, 1647 nucleotides. RefSeq lists its product as uncharacterized. Gene Ontology annotation, biological process: DNA replication-dependent chromatin assembly; CENP-A containing chromatin assembly. Bases 109 to 1557 code for a protein of 482 amino acids. Gene Ontology annotation, cellular component: nucleoplasm. Gene Ontology annotation, molecular function: histone binding. Lineage: Eukaryota; Fungi; Ascomycota; Dothideomycetes; Mycosphaerellales; Mycosphaerellaceae. The record is from RefSeq and is a predicted model, not a curated record. The transcript has a single exon.